Messenger RNA from Cyphellophora europaea CBS 101466, 2274 nucleotides. RefSeq lists its product as uncharacterized. NCBI's taxonomy places the organism in Eukaryota, Fungi, Ascomycota, Eurotiomycetes, Chaetothyriales, Cyphellophoraceae. The transcript has a single exon. Bases 1 to 2274 code for a protein of 757 amino acids. The record is from RefSeq and is a predicted model, not a curated record.
AUGUUCAAUCGCGCACCGAGGGUCGCUCACAUCUGCCUGAGAUGUCAGCGAAAUCUUGCGCGCAAGAGCCCUGGUUGGCCCACGCCUCAACCCUCAAUCGCUCCUGGCCGCGGAUUCAUUCGCCAUCAGAGCGCCGCAGUUGCAAGAUCUAUCAACGAUGACGACGACUACCACGAGCCAGAGCCUAUCCACACGCAGAUUGCACCUCAUGAAUCCAUCACGGAGGCAUCGAUACCUGUACCUCCUCGAACCAAGAGCACUCGCUAUCGAAGGCUGAGACGGACACCCACGGCCGGUCUGAAUAUAGAGACCCUGGGCAAGCCUUCCGAGAUCAUUUUACUACCAUCCCACGAUCGCGUUAUUCCGGAGUCUGUGCAGGCUGAAGACGGGCCGAGACAGAACCUUUCAGAGGCCCUCGAAUCCGAGAAGGUACCCGUGUCCUGGGAACAGGUCAAAGAACACAUCGAGUCCACGCGCAGCAAGAUGAGGGAGCAGCGUGGCCAACUUGACACCAGCGAGUGGACAAAAUUAGCGGGGGCGUUGAAGCGCGGCUUUAGCAAAAUGCAGCUGAGAAGAUUCUUGAAAGAGCAGACUCAAGGCCCAAGUCCGACCAUACCACCAGACUCUGCAACCCGACCACAACUUGCGGCUUUGAUUGCAACGAAUGUAUGGGGUUAUCAACUCCCACAGGAAGUGAAGCAGUCGCUAUCAGACGUUGAUUCGCCUGCGAAGGAGAAGCCACCCAAGCCCCAGGCCAGUUACACGCAAGACUUCACGAAUCAUUCCGACGUCCUGCUUAUGCAGCAUGACCCGAGCUACGGCUUUCGAUCCUUAACGAGUCAACUGGGUGUCAAGGUGUCGGUCGCAGGUAGCAAAGUGACUGUGCAGGGCGACCGUGCUUCGGUUAAGAGGGCAGAGAAGUGGCUAUUGUCUCGAAAGCCUCGGUUAAAGAACAUCAACGUUGAAGGCUUCGGUGAAAGUAUGUUUGCGGACGACAGAAAGAAAAAUUUAUCAUCUCUUUUGCAGGAUCUCAGUGCCGAGUAUGGAGUAGUGGCGAGCAGACAUCCGAAGGGAGCUGGUAUGAACGUACGAUAUAUGCAAGCGAACCGCAACGCACUGGUAUCAAUCCGACGGGACCUUCGCCUCUUGACCGAAGACAACUGCAGACCUUCGUUCAUGGCUUCUGCGCGGCCAGAGCGCGUCAAGUUCGCGCCCUACUUUACCGUCGACCCUGCGCCUUGGCCGACUGAAGCAGCUCAUUGGGGUCGAGGAUUCGAUACGGUCGCGGUCGGGUCAACAGGGAUGACAAAACGUGCUGAGACCAGCGCUCAGAUCGAAGAUCACUGGGAGAGUCUCAAAAAGCAGCUCGACUCUCCCAUCAGCGAUACGCCUCUCACCGAGCCAAACAGUUUGCGCUGCGAGUUCCACGCCCGGUUCGGCAUGAACCUUUAUGCCAUGGAACCAAUGCCCAAAUACACUGGCCUCUCCAUACCCAAACAAGAGUCGCUGUUCGUCGACGAAGUACCUCUACUCGCACAAUUGUUCGUCAACAGCAACUUUCAGGAACGCCCCUCGCCUCCUGCAGCUAGCGAUAUUCCCACCAAUUCUCCUCUCGUCCUUAGACUUCUCUUGAGGCCAGUCCAGCUAUCCUCAAAGGCGCCUUCCCUUGAGAUCUACGUCUAUGGCCAGGACCCAACCAUGGGUCUGCGUCAGACUCUGAACGUUGCACGAAUCUCCGCUCUUAUCAAUGAGCAAGUCCGCAACAUCUCUCUACCCACGCUUCCCGUCGACAUCAGCUUCACCCGCCAACUCAAACAAGACCUAUUCGUCCAGCGCUCUCCAUCCACCUCUCAACACCCCACGCUCCUGCAAAGCAUCGGGCAAUACCUCAGCAAAGCCCGCAAAACGAAUGCCGAAGAGCCCAAUUUCUUCUAUUUCGCUGACUUCAUCAUUCCCGACAACUUCAUCCUAGCCUCCGAGACCGGCGAGAUCGAAUACGUGCUCUCAUCGGUCGAGACUGUGAACACCGACUCUCGCCUCACGCCCGACCUGGGCUACGGCAGCACACGCAUGACAAUGGAGCAUCUCGUCUUCGGCGGCGGUAAAUGGGGUUCCGAUCGCCAGGAACUGCGCAUCUCGCAGGUGCCGCUGCUCGCGGCGCCGCCGGCGCACAACGUCUCACUGGAGAAUCUGCGCACCGUCACGAUCGAUGUGGCGGAGCGCUUUGGCGAUAUGGCGCGCCAGUUCAGGAGUCGAAUGGAAGCCGUGAAGUAG